AUGGCUUUCGUCUCCGGCGGCGGAGGAGGCCUACCACCCCAGCCCGGAGUUCCAGCUCCAGGAGGCUCAAAUGGGCCUCCCGUUGCUGUCCAAGCGCCGGCCGCCACUCAACUAGCUGCACAUCAACAGUUGUCUGCUUUGGCAGGCAAUCAACAUUUCCUGGACGCUUUACUUCAACAACAACUCCAGCAACAACAACAAGCCGCUGCUCAAGCGAAUACGCAAAAUCCAUCAUCACAGCUGGUAAGCCAUCUGCUGGCGACUGCGUUGUUGGGUGGAUCGAAUCCCCUUGCGGCUGUAAACCAAAUGGCUAGUGCUGGAUCAUCGUCGACUGUAGAACCACAAGGGAUGCAAUUGUUGUCAGUGCUACAGAACCAAUUGGCAUUUGGUCAACUUCUGCCUCAGUUCCAGGGUGGACAGAAUCUUAGCACUAUCAAUCCACUUCUGAAUCCAGCAAUAGCGCUUUACUAUCAACAGCUCUUGCAACAACAACAACAGCAACAACAAUCACUUCUACAACAACUUGCACAACAGCAAAUUCCUCAAGCGCAGGCUGUCCAAGUUCCUCAGGCUCAUGCAUUUCAGCCUCCUUCACAAGCUUCGUCCGGAAGCGUAGAGUCACAAUUGAAUGCACAAGAGCGCCUAAUGAAUGCUUAUCUGAAUGAGCAGCAACAGCAAGCUGGUCCGUUCAAUAUUCCGUCCAGAGAUCAGGAACAAGCCCUUAUGAAUCAUCAGGUUGCGAGCGGAACCCAUAUUCCACAUGUUCAACAUCAUCAUGAUCGAACUCCUACAGCAACAUCCAGAAAUUUAGCUGGUGGAGCUGGUGGAGGCAGUGGUGUGGAUGUUGAAUCGGUUGAGGAAAAAAUCUCGCGGCUCAUCAGCGAGAACGAGGCGAUCGUGCAACCGCAUCAGACGCUUCUGAAGCGAAGGCCAUACCAUCGACAAGCUGGUGGCCAAUCAUCUAUUGAUCAUGAUAGCAACAGUGGCGGUGAGUACGGUUCAACGCGAACGUCUCCUGGAAUCAGAGACCAUCGAAUGUUGCAGUCGAGCAGUCGAAGUCAGUCGCACUAUGAACCUUUACUUAGCGCCAAAGUUGCAUUUGGUGGCAGCUUGACGUCAGGUCUUCCAAUUAAUAGAAAUAUCAAACAGGAAUCGCUGCCGACGUGCUCGUUCUGCCUUUUGACUUUUCCUAAUGAAGCCGGGUUACAAGUGCAUGAAAUUCGUUGCAGCAAAAAGGUCGAGGCUGCAAACGCAGAGGCAGAGAAACUGCGAGCCGAGGCGGCACUGGCGUUUCAGACCGCAGCAAGAACUCCGGAUACUGAUUCUCAUAGUCGCCAUCCGCUCAAAAGAAGGCUGCUUGCAGCAGUGGCUGCCGAGCAACAUAGUCCCACGAAGAUCCCUCGACCGGAGUCCCGAGACAUUGUAGUCAUAGAGGAGCGGAAAGCAUCAGUUAUUGACAAAAAGGAACCAAUUAUAGAGCUGGAUGUUGAUCAUCCUAGCCUUCCACGUAGAGCGACUAUAGCGGCAAUAUCGUUGAGUCAACAACGUGGUCACUCAGUAGCAGCUCCGAUAGCAGUAUCUGCGAUACCAUCCGUUAUGCAACCCGUGCCACAUGCUCCGGCUCCUAUGUGCGCCCUGCAGACGGGUGGAGGGUCGUCUGCUUUCGUUUCUCCUACGGGAUCAGCUUUCGUGCCUCAACCUGCCCCCGCCAACCAGAUUCCUAAGAAGGAGGAAAAUCCGUUCAGCAUUGAAGGCCAUGUACUAGACGGGAACACAGAAAAACCGUAUACAUUAGUACUUACACAGGCAUGCAAAGUACAGGCUACAACUGACGUGGCUACCGUACGGAGGUCUCGUGGUAGAAAUAUCACAAGUGAGACGUUUGUUUGCAUGCACCGUGCUCAGCCAAUGUUUGUUGAACAGAAGGGGAAUUUGUCAAUGUACAGCAACUGGCAUCAGGUGAACAUAAAUGAGGCUGAAUCAAAGUUGAAUUUGCUGUAUAUGGGGAUGUGCUCGACAAGGCCGCGAACAGGUGUGAAGCCAUUCUGGCGAUAUAGUGUUGCUAAUCGAGACCAUGGUCAAUACAAAAUGACCCAUUCUUCCUUUUGGGAGUACAGAAAUAAGGUAAAACGUCAAGCAGAACAAAUGCAAAACGCCAAGGAAGAAAAUGAAGAUGAUUUGCAGCCAUUUCUUGACGGUCUCGGCAAUGAUGCAAAGCCAGCUGUCGACGAAGCAAAUGACGUUGUCUCUUCCGCCACCAUUGGAACAGGAGAAAUGGCUGUAACAGAAUCUGUGAAAGAAGAAGCAGAUGCCACGACAACAAAGUGCAAGCAGACGAACGAGCCGACGAAAUUAGUGAAAUCGACGAAGAAGCAGGAGCCCAUAAUCGGCGGAUAUCGCACGGAUGAGGUGUAUGUUUACGUUCGUGGAAGAGGUCGGGGACGAUACGUCUGUGAUCGAUGUGGGAUUCGAUGUAAAAAGCCAAGCAUGUUGAACAAGCACAUCAAAUCUCACACAGACAUUCGCCCGUACAAGUGUAAGGAAUGCAAUUUUUCGUUUAAGACUAAGGGAAACUGGACGAAACAUCUCAGCUCUAAAACUCAUCGAAGGCGUCUUGUACAAGGCAGUGGAAACGAUAGCGACAACGAGGACGGUCUUGUGAUUGCCAGUCCGGACGAUGAUGUAAAUGAACAACGAUUUCCAUUCGACGAAAUGGAUUCUAUUUUGGACAGAGCGGCCAGCUCAGAUGAUGAGGCUGACGAUCAUUUGCCACCAGUGCAGGAAUCGAUCGAGAAUCCAUACAGGAAAUUUGGACAAGAGAAUAUCUUGUUGGAACGGGUUGCUCACACGCCGCCUUCCCGAUGGGUUCUGGUUGAUGAGGAAGUUGAGAGUAGUUGGCCAGAAGCUGAACGAAUGAGACACUGUAGCUCAGCUCCACCAUCCGCUAUCAGCCCUACAAAAGAAGAAGUUCGGGAGGAGCAAACGACUACCUCACUAAUAGCCUCAAUAGGUUCCACGCCUUUACCGACAGUGAUGGCAGUGCCAUCAACUUCGUUCAUUGGUCAACAACCUCAGCAACAACAGCCUCCACAACAGCAACAACAACAACAGAACUUCACAGUUCAUCAAACACCAGCACCAGUCUAUCCAUAUUUGUCGAAAGAGGAGUCAAUGAGGUGCAACCAGUGCGAUCGAUCGUUUCGCAAAGCAUCCGAGCUCACCUUGCAUCAGUACACGCAUGAUAUUGAAAAACACCAUGCUAGAAAUAGAAUGUUUCAGUGUCCAGAGUGCAGAAUUCCAUUGAGGACAAAGGCUUUACUAGCGAAGCAUCUCGAGGCCUCACAUGGUAGUCAUAUAGAUGACAGUGUUACUGCUAGUAUUGAUCCUUGCGCGUCCACACAAUCUGUCCUCGGUGGAUCAGCCCCGAUAGCCUCGAAUCCUCGAUCGUUUGUAUGUUCCGAUUGCAAUAUUGGCUUCAGAAAGCAUGGUAUCCUUGCGAAACAUUUGAGGUCCAAAACUCAUGUGAUGAAAUUGGAAACGCUCAAACGGCUGCCAGAAGACUCACUCUCAUUGAUCACUAAAAGGGACAAUGGUGCCUGUUUGAACGGUGUGGAUACGACUGACUGUGAAAAAGCUCGCAAAUCAUUGUAUGAAAUUGUCGAGACAAUACGAGCGGAAAACCAACGGGCCUCCAUGCAAAUGGCAGCUGCGGCAGCCGCAGGCACUGUAAAGCCAGCUAUUCAGACAGCUAAUGUUCCGGAUGGGUUGGAUUGUAGGGAACAGCUUGCUGCUUCGCCAUCACCUGUCACUAUUGCUGUAAAAAAAGUAGUUGAACCGGUGUUCAAUGGCCAGCGAUCAGAUGUUGAGGAAAACCCUCAGCUGCCUCGUUCACUAACCGAACCUGUUACAACGACAGCUGUUGUUGAUGUUAAUAAUGUUCCACGAAACAGGUGUGACCCCGCAGUGCGAUCAAACUCUACCAAUCCACCGCGUCGCGACGAGGUUCCUAGCAUAAAACUCGUGUCAGCGAACGUAUGGAUACCUCCUCGUGCUGAGGAACGACCUAGCUCAUCUCGUGACUCAAACAAUAUCCGAGCUGUGCAAGAGGUAGUAGCUGAAUUAAGGGAGGAUAAUGAAGCAGAGCGCAGCACGUGUUCGUCGCCAGUGCUACGCAUUUUAAAUAGCAAUGGUCAUGCUGCUUCACCUUUAAUGCCUCAGGGCACCAAGUGCCAGAUUUGUGGGGUUAACGCUGAUUCUCCUAUAGAAUUACAGGUCCAUCUCUACUCGGAUCACAUUUCAAUUCGCGAUGGAAAGGAUUUGAAGUGCCCAAAAAGACAUUGUGAUAAGGUCUACCCAAACAAAGAAAGUCUCAGACUUCAUAUCAUAGCACAUUAUCAACAGCGUGUUGAUGCAACACCAGAGGCUAGAGAAGAUGACUCAGUUUCGUCUGUUACAUCAGCGUUAGCAAGUCGUCUGGCGGAAGACGUCACUGAUGCGCGUGGUUCACCCAUGUCAGAUGCUAGUGAUGGUUCGUGGCCAAGUCCAGCCAGCGUUGAAGUUUCUCGCGCUGGAACAGCCUCAGAAAUGAAAAAAGCUCAAGAAGAAGAGCAAAUGAGUUUGCCGUGCACUCUUUGCAAUAAAACCUUUAAUGAUGCAGUCACGCUGCAGCAACACUGGUUUGGUCAUGUUUCGUCAAGAACCCAUGUUUGCCAGGUUUGUGAUGCUGGAUUCACCACAUCGGAUGCCCUUGCGCAACAUUCCCUUACUCACUCUUCAGCGCCUCCCACGCGUUAA
Molecule: messenger RNA, 4794 nt
Organism: Necator americanus (New World hookworm)
Lineage: Eukaryota; Metazoa; Nematoda; Chromadorea; Rhabditida; Ancylostomatidae
Exons: 39
Coding region: 1-4794 (1597 amino acids)
Biological process (GO): regulation of transcription by RNA polymerase II
Cellular component (GO): nucleus
Molecular function (GO): RNA polymerase II cis-regulatory region sequence-specific DNA binding; DNA-binding transcription factor activity, RNA polymerase II-specific
Source: RefSeq, a predicted model, not a curated record